CACAAUCCCCCUCUUACCAAGAGCAAAGCAAAAAACAUGAUGAAGAGACUGUCAUUUCUGCUCCUACUGGUCCUGCUCUUCCAAUGCUCUACCACCUUGGCUCAGCCUGCGGCCGCCCCAGCUCCGCCUGUGAUAGCCCCGGCUGCACCUGCUACGCCUGCCUUAGGCCCGGCUCCUCCUGUCUUAGGCCCAGCUCCUGCAGGCCCAACCGACAUCACGAAGGUCCUCAAGAAGGCGAGCCAAUUUACGGUGCUGCUCAAGCUCAUGAGGGCCACCUCAGUCGACAAACAGAUCAACGCGCAACUUAACAACUCGAACAAUGGCCUAACCAUCUUCGCCCCGAAUGACAAUGCCUUCUCGAGCCUCAAGUCUGGGACUUUGAACCAGCUCUCGUCUGAGCAGCAGGUUGAGCUCGUGCAGUUCCAUGUAGUCCCGACAUACUUGGCUGUGCCCCAAUUCCAAACAGUCAGCAAUCCGCUGAGGACACAAGCAGGCGGGAGCGGGAAGUUCGAGUUCCCACUGACUUUGACUACAUCCGGUAGCAGUGUGAACAUAUCGACUGGUGUCACCAAUGCAACAGUGGACCAAACAGUAUAUAACGAUGGCCAGUUGGCUGUGUAUAUGGUCGACAAGGUUCUGCUUCCAAUGAGCAUAUUCGGCCCGAAGCCACCUGCGCCGGCGCCUGCCCCAGCAAAGCCAAAGAAGAAGCCUGCCUUGGCAUCAAGCCCGGUAGCCGACAGCGUCCCGGUGGACACAUCUGGUGAAGGGAAAUUGAUGGUCCCUGGAAUGAUGGUGUUCAUUGGAUUGAGUGUUGUUGGGACAUUCUACUCGUGACGAGGAACAUUUGGGACAUCACGAGAAUGAUCAGCUUGAAACACCGAGGUGGGGGUCACUUUUGGGUUCUCCUAUGAGCUAUUAUUUGGUGAAUUUGGUUAGAGGGCAGUGAGAGAUGUGGUCAGUGAUUUGAAAUAAAUUCGAGUCCCGAUGGUAGAACACGCCAGUGAUGAGAGAAAAAGAGAAAAAAGAGAGUCAAGAGUCUGUUCAUUUUCCUUUCCUUUUCCUUCCCUUCCCUGUGUUCACUGCUUUCAGUUUUCAUGUACUUAUUUGUUGUGUCAUUGCUGAGGAAGUGCUGUAUGUUCCUGGAUUGUG
Messenger RNA from Eucalyptus grandis, 1149 nucleotides. Its product is annotated as fasciclin-like arabinogalactan protein 12. The record is from RefSeq and is marked provisional. NCBI's taxonomy places the organism in Eukaryota, Viridiplantae, Streptophyta, Magnoliopsida, Myrtales, Myrtaceae.